UUCUCUUUCCCAAACACACGGUGCCGCUCCUUCUCCUCCAGCCUCCUCUCGGUGUUUUUCCCUCAUUCGCCUUGUUGCUAAUCGUGGUGGUUCUAGCCGAAGUCUCUGUCGAAUUUCUUCUGCGCUUUACACAUGCCGGUGAAACGACGACGUACGCUGGCGUCAUGAACGAGCGACGAACACCGAACACCGAUUUACACCGAUUCAACCGAUUUGAGUUUCAAAAAACUGUUUCUUUCACGAACUGAUUCUUGUGUUUGUUUUUCAGGAACUGAAAGCUAGUUGGAGACUUGCUUUCGCGACAGUUAUUGGUUUUCUAGGAUCUGCGUUUGGAACUGUUGGUGGUGUUGGUGGUGGUGGCAUUUUUGUUCCUAUGCUUACUCUUAUUAUCGGUUUCGAUACAAAGUCUUCUGCAGCUCUUUCCAAAUGUAUGAUAAUGGGAGCAUCGACUUCGUCUGUGUUUUAUAACCUAAGAGUUCGUCAUCCAACGAAAGAUGUUCUGAUAAUGGAUUAUCAUUUAGCUCUUCUUUUUCAACCUAUGCUUAUGCUUGGUAUCACUGUUGGUGUUGCCCUUAGUGUUGUUUUUCCUUACUGGCUCAUCACUAUCCUUAUCAUUAUUCUCUUCAUAGGUAUGAUAAUGACAACAAUUCCAUUAGUACAAUUUGUCACUAAACUUAUCAUUGAAUGGUGUUAAGUUUAGCUUAAGUGUCCUCAACCGGGCUAUUACGUUGCAGCCAAGGAAGCAUCUGAAACCAUGAUGUCACGAGCUAAGUCGCCUCAAGCUUAUCAUGAUGAGUUUUUCUUUGUUUUAGUUUCCUAAUGAAAGAGACUGCACAUGAAAUGGCAGUUGCAGCACGUAAUAGUUCUAGACGUCUUCAGGCCCUAAAAUAUGAAGAAAGGAGAGAAAUAUUGCUGGCCGUGGCCGAUGCAUUGGAGAAAAACAAAAAGUUGAUAAGGUUAGAGAAUGAUGCUGAUAUUGAUGAUGCGUCGGAAGUCGGAUAUGAAAAGUCUCUGAUAUCACGUCUAACCUUGAAGCCUGAGAAGAUCUCUAGUCUUGUAAAGUCUGUGCACAUGCUGGCAGAUAUGGAAGAACCAAUUGGCCAUAUUUUGAAGAGAAUUGAGCUAGUAGAUGACCUCGUCUUGGAGAAAAUAUUGUGUCCUCUUGGUGUCCUCCUGGUAAUAUUCGAGUCUCAACCUGAUGCUCUUGUUCAGUGUGUUUGCUUCAUAUUUAUAGCAACAAUUAUUAGCAUGUUUGUCAACUAGAGAGUGGGUUUGGUGGCAUUGGCUAGGAUGCUCUGCCAAUUCAUAGGUGGUCUCAUUCAAGCCAAGUAUGCCAAAGGAUUUUUAGGCAACUACUCUGCUAUAGCAUCAUUCAGACCUUGUCGCUUUUGCAUCUGAUUCGACAACCAACAUAAGGACUAUAGCAUCAUUUUGUCACUGUUCUUGACAAUUUUAGUUUUCUUGAAAUUGAAUAUUGACUUCUGAUAUGCAUGUAAUGUAUAUAAAUUAUGAUAUGCAUGUAAUGUAUAUAGAUAAGACACUAAUGUUUUAUGGUUUAGGAAUGGUUUGAAUUGAAGGGGUGGUUGCAUGAAAUUUAAGAAAGAGUAUUGCAAAGCAUCUUAAUUUGAUGAUUUAAUAUAAUUUUGA
Vicia villosa (hairy vetch) is the source of this 1647-nucleotide messenger RNA. Its product is annotated as delta-1-pyrroline-5-carboxylate synthase-like. The record is from RefSeq and is a predicted model, not a curated record. NCBI's taxonomy places the organism in Eukaryota, Viridiplantae, Streptophyta, Magnoliopsida, Fabales, Fabaceae. Bases 820 to 1263 code for a protein of 147 amino acids. The transcript has 7 exons. Gene Ontology annotation, molecular function: glutamate-5-semialdehyde dehydrogenase (NADP+) activity.